This is a messenger RNA of Perognathus longimembris pacificus (Pacific pocket mouse), 3024 nucleotides long. It is a transcript of the gene Angel2, whose product is annotated as angel homolog 2. The coding region runs from base 426 to 2000 and encodes 524 amino acids. Gene Ontology annotation, molecular function: 3'-5'-RNA exonuclease activity; mRNA 3'-UTR binding. The transcript is spliced from 9 exons. The record is from RefSeq and is a predicted model, not a curated record. Gene Ontology annotation, biological process: 3'-UTR-mediated mRNA stabilization. Lineage: Eukaryota; Metazoa; Chordata; Mammalia; Rodentia; Heteromyidae.
CUUUAAGAUACAGACCUGGGUGUUACCGAUCAAAAGGAUGAAUCGGAUAACCUAUGAAAGCGACGGGUGCCCACGCGUGGGAAACGCGCCAUUCUGUUACAUAAGUCAGGGAGAUCUUGUUUACACUCCCAUACACAGGCAAUUCAGUCCUGGGUACCAACUGUGUGCGAAGCAUGAGAGAACGGAAUGAAAAUGAGUAACAAUGUCUAGGGCGAAGUGGCUAAGGUGUAGCAGCUGCCUCUGUCCUAAAUUCAAGCCCUGUACUACUUUAAAAAAUAGUAGUGUAGCUGCAGCUGCAGCAGCAACAACGUGUCUAAAGUCCUGGGCACCAGAAAGUUAAUGUUAGAUUCUAACCUGAAAGGAACCAGCCCGCUUGUAGAAGAAAAGGCAUCUAUCUGGAUAACUGCAAAUGCAGAAAAUCCCCCAUGUUUCCCCAUCAUCCGAAGACUCUGGGCAGAGACUGGACCACACCAUGGGAGAACCUGCAAAAAUGUUGCUGGAACAGACAUCUUUCUAGUUGUAUGAGGUGGCCUGGACAUUAUUCUCGUGUUCCAUACCCUUACUUGAGUAGCAGGCAUUUUUCACUAAAAUGGAGACCACCUUGUUUGUUUGAGUCUAGGACUCAGUAUCAGUACUAUAAUUGGAGACCUGACCCCCUGACUCAGACAUCCUGGAUUCAUCUCUCUGGUUCCAUCAUGAACUCUGAGGGCGAUGAGCCUUCAUCCAAACGAAGAAGACACCAAGGUAAAGGCACAAUAAAAAGGAAUUGGGAAUAUAUCUGUAACCAUAAUAAAGAAAAAUCGAACAUCUUGGGAGAUAAAAAUGUUGACCCAAAAUGUGAAGACAGUGAGAACAAGUUUGACUUUUCAGUGAUGUCCUAUAAUAUACUUUCACAAGAUUUAUUGGAAGAUAAUUCUCACCUUUACAGACAUUGUCGCCGGCCAGUAUUACAUUGGAGUUUUAGGUUUCCUAAUAUUCUGAAAGAAAUUAAACACUUGGAUGCAGAUGUUCUUUGUUUGCAAGAAGUUCAAGAAGACCAUUAUGGAAAAGAAAUCAGGCCAAGUUUGGAGUCACUGGGUUAUCAUUGUGAAUAUAAGAUGCGGACAGGAAGGAAACCUGAUGGCUGUGCCAUUUGCUUCAAACACUCCAAAUUUUCACUUUUAUCAGUAAAUCCAGUGGAAUUCUACCGCCCUGAUAUUCCUCUAUUGGACAGAGAUAAUAUAGGAUUAGUUUUACUACUACAGCCUAAAAUUCCAUGUGCUGCCACUUCUUCCAUCUGUGUAGCUAAUACACAUCUACUGUAUAAUCCAAGACGAGGUGAUAUUAAGCUGACCCAGUUGGCGAUGCUGUUGGCAGAAAUUUCCAAUGUUGCCCAUCAAAAGGAUGGCAGCUUCUGUCCUGUUGUUAUGUGUGGUGACUUUAACUCUGUUCCUGGUUCUCCACUCUAUAGUUUCAUAAAAGAAGGGAAAUUGAACUAUGAAGGACUUGCUAUAGGAAAGGUAUCUGGCCAGGAACAGUCUUCACGGGGACAAAGAAUAUUAUCUAUUCCCAUUUGGCCCCCAAACCUAGGUAUCUCACAGAGCUGUGUGUAUGAGGUACAGCAGGUAUCAAAAGUAGAAAAGACAGAUGGUGAUGUGACACAAGCAAAGCUGGGGGAAACAGAUGUCCUGGUAACAGCUGAAAAAGUAUCUUCACAUUUGCAGCACCAUUUCAGCUUGUCGUCUGUUUAUUCACAUUACUUUCCUGACACUGGAAUUCCAGAAGUGACCACCUGCCAUUCUCGAAGUGCCAUAACUGUAGAUUACAUUUUUUACUCUGCAGAAAAGGAAGUCACUGCUGGACAGCCAGGAGCUGAAACUGCUUUGGUUGGUGGCUUGAAACUUCUAGGUAGACUGUCACUUCUCACAGAACAAGAUUUAUGGACUGUAAAUGGACUUCCCAAUGAAAAUAACUCCUCAGAUCAUCUGCCUUUAUUGGCUAAGUUCAGACUUGAGCUCUGAUUCUUCCUUAUCAUUUUCUUUUAAAUUUAUAUUUUCAAAGAUUGUAAAGUUCUUAAGUAUUCGCAUGUUUAUUUUUGUGCUCUGGGUUUUCUUGAAGAAGUUGUGUGAAAUGCUUGAAACAUAUCAGAAGAAACAAGUUUACAAUAUUUUUUCAAUAAUGAAAAAUAUUUUUACUGAUAGUUGAGAUCUAAAUACUCUUUAUUAUCAAAGAGGUUAAAUAUUUUUUAUUCUGAAUCCUAGUACCACUGACCAGUGGUAUUUCAGUGUAGAAAUCUUCUUUAAUCCUCUGGGUAAAGAAGUUUACUUCGUGUUUUGGGGAAGCUUUAUAAAGGAUCCAAAGUACCUGAAUUUUUACAAAACAGUAGUUUCCUUUUCAGAAGGUGUGAUUUCAUUGGAAGACCCCUGUGUUUAGAGUCCUCAUUCAUUCAUCUUAGAAAUCAAUAGGUUUUCAAUAAAUAUCCAUCUUUGUUAAUGUUUGAAGGGCUUGAUGCUUUUAAAUGUAAAAAAAAAAAAAAAAAAAAGGCUUAAUCCAUCUUUUUACUGUCCUGAGCCAUGUUAUGUGCCUGUAAUUUGUUGGUAAGAAAAUGAGGUCCUUCAGUAAGCCCAUUCUUUCCACCCUGUAGCAGACAGCAGUGGCCCAAGAAAAGCAAAGGCUUGGGUUAUGCCUUGCCCUGGCAGGCUUUUCUUCUUUUUUCCCAUUCAGUUGCAAGAAAAGAUCCCUGGUUGGGAAAGAUUUUAUUUUAUUAAACCAUUUCAGCAGAAAUAUAUUAGGGAAAUUGUCUUUAGAAUGAAGUGGCAGCUCUGAGAUUAUUUUUGUCAUUCCCAGAGGUUUGACAAAGUAGUAUAACUAGUGGAAGAUGUCAGCAUGAAUUCUUAAAGCUCUAAGUAGUUAUCUCUGUUGCUUUAAAUGAUGUUUCUCAAAUAUUUUCUUGUGAUAUACUCGCAUAAGAUGGUGCUUAACACUUUUUAUGAAGUGUUAGAAGCAGGUCUCGUAAAUCUGGUAGUUGACUGUAUACAAGUAUUU